AUGUCAUUAUUCACACCACCGACUGGGGGAAAGGGCUCUAGUUUUAAUAGGGUACCUUCUAAGGAUCCGGAGAAGCCUGAAAAAGAUAUCAGAAGUCAAUUCUAUUCGAGGCCAAGUUUGGGGUUAAAAUUCUGGGGACCCCUUGUACCUGCAUCUGAUAAUAGGGUCGGAUUAUGGUCUCUUGUGACUGCCCAAACACUAGUAGGGCUAUUUUUCAUGUGCAAGUUUAGGAACCUGGGACCUAAAGUCAUUAAAAGGGAUAUCUCUGACUUCCCCAGUUUAAAUAGGUUCUCAACCACAUUUGGAGGUAUGUACGUGACGACACAUCUUUUCCCAGAGUUUGGGGGCACUUAUUCUUUCCAUCGAAGGGUCGGUGAAAGAACUGGCUUUUUUUAUUCAAAAAGGUUCGCCAAUAUCAAAAGGGUUAUUUAUUUGACUACGGGGACUGUGCUUUUAGCGCAGUCAAUGUUAGAAGCAUCGAGGUUAACGCUUCUGGAAUAUGAUCCUUGGGAGGAACAGGCGAAAUGCGUGCGUGAUAAACAAUUUUUUAAUGAUGUAGUGAAGUAUUACCAUGAAGGCGUUGACCCGAUGAGGUUCAAAGUUCGAGAUGCAAACAGUGGUACAACCCUGUCCGUGAAUAUACCCGAGGUGAAGCAAGGGGUGGCAGUAGCGAGGGCCCAAGCAAACGCUGAAAACUUGGUCACUAAGUGGUUAGGGCCUCUCGAUUACAAACCGCUAUCAUUUUCCGAUUUCCUUGACAAACUGGAACACAAUUUGGAUAUGUACGACAUUUUGCAUCACACGAAUUCCAAAAAAAUAAUUGAUGAUACAAAACACGCUUCUGAAAGAAAGGCAGAACUAGAAUUUCUUACUGAAAUUAAUCGUAAGAAUAGGGAACGUAUAAGAACCUUGUUAGAUUCAACGCCGUCACACAGCAUUCCGUUAUCAAUAAAAUUGUCAGACCAGGGCAUUAGGGGUGUGACUAUGGAUAUUACGUAUGACUCUGCAGAUGAUAUAGAUUUGCGUGAGAUGUGGUCCCUGCAUAACCCUUGGAUCAAUUUAGCAUUGGAUACCUCCCUAAGCAUUAAAUUCUUGCCCACCGUAAGGUCGCCGCAAGAACUUAUUGGUGAGGGGGAAGACGUAGUAGUGGCGCAACCAAGAAAUAGUUUAUACGAAGACACAGAACCCACUCCUAGAAGUGCCGAGUAG
Molecule: messenger RNA, 1209 nt
Organism: Eremothecium cymbalariae DBVPG#7215
Lineage: Eukaryota; Fungi; Ascomycota; Saccharomycetes; Saccharomycetales; Saccharomycetaceae
Gene: MGR1
Product: Mgr1p
Exons: 1
Coding region: 1-1209 (402 amino acids)
Cellular component (GO): mitochondrial inner membrane
Source: RefSeq, a predicted model, not a curated record